Lynx canadensis (Canada lynx) is the source of this 1713-nucleotide messenger RNA. It is a transcript of the gene SPATA16, whose product is annotated as spermatogenesis associated 16. Gene Ontology annotation, biological process: spermatogenesis. Gene Ontology annotation, molecular function: protein binding. Bases 1 to 1713 code for a protein of 570 amino acids. NCBI's taxonomy places the organism in Eukaryota, Metazoa, Chordata, Mammalia, Carnivora, Felidae. Gene Ontology annotation, cellular component: Golgi apparatus. The record is from RefSeq and is a predicted model, not a curated record. The transcript is spliced from 10 exons.
AUGGAUUCCGGAAGCAGUAGGAAUUUGGAGAAUACAGUGAAUAGGGACUGUCCUGACCAGCUUGUCCCAAAAAUAAACACAAACAAGAAAAUGUCUACCUUAGCAAGCCAGCCACGCAUCCUGGAAACAUCACAAGAAGUUAAGAAAAGUUAUGGAGAUAAACAGGUAGAAAUCACAGUGGAAAGAAUAAAAAUGACAAAGAGCAUCAAAGAAAAACAUAGCAAUGAUUUAGAGAAAGUGGCUUUUAAAAGAAAGGCAGAAAAUGAAGAAAAGCCAGCUGGAAAGAAAGAGGCAAAGAUAACGGAAUUUGACAGCACAUUGAUCACCAUGCCUCUGCCUCACAUCCCCUUAAAAAAUAUCAUGGAUGUGGAGACGAAGUUGGUCUACGUCGAUGAAGAGGAUGUGAGCUAUGAGUUUGUAGAGUCCUUCGUGUCUACUGGGAUUCGACCAUCAUGCCAAGCUGCUGAAAUUGUAGACCCUCUGCAUGUACCUAAUUUCACCUUUCUGCCUCAGAUUGACAAAUGGCUUCAGUUAGCCUUAAAGGAUGCCAGCUCUUGCUACAGACAAAAGAAAUACGCCGUGGCAGCAGGACAGUUCAGAACAGCAUUGGAGCUUUGUAGCAAAGGGGCAGCUCUGGGAAAACCAUUUGAAGCAUCUGCUGAAGAUAUAGCAAGUGUGGCAAGUUUCAUUGAGACAAAGCUUGUUACAUGCUAUCUACGCAUGAGGAAACCCGACCUUGCCCUGAAUCAUGCACACAGGAGUAUUGUUUUAAACCCAGCUUAUUUCCGAAAUCAUCUUCGCCAGGCAACAGUGUUUAGAUGUCUGGAGAGAUAUUCAGAAGCUGCUCGGAGUGCCAUGAUUGCUGACUACAUGUUCUGGCUCUGUGGAGGAAGUGAACAGUGUAUAAGCAAGCUCAUCAAACUGUAUUGGCAGGCCAUGAUUGAAGAAGCCAUCACCAGAGCAGAAUCUUUCUCAGUUAUGUAUACACCAUUUGCAACAAAAAUCAGAGCUGAUAAAAUAGAAAAAGUAAGAGAGGUUUUCACAAAAACUCAUCCUGCAUAUGUGGAAUACAUCUACACAGAUCUUCAAGGAGUCCACAUGUUGCCUCAGACAGCUGACUGGUCAUCUUUUCCUCCCCAACAAUACCUCUUGACUCUUGGGUUCAAAAACAAAGAAGACGGAAAAUUUUUGGAAAAACUAUCAAGUAGGAAGCUGCCUACAUUUACAGAACAUAAAACUCCCUUCGGUCUGCUGACCAAAGAAGACACAGUGAGGCACAUGGAGACAAUGGGGAAGCGGAUCUUGCCAAUACUGGAUUUUAUUAGAAGCACCCAAUUGAAUGGGAGUUUCCACGGGUGCUCGGGUGUGAUGGAGAAGCUGCAGUAUGCCAGCCUCCUGAGCCGGCUGCAGAGAGUGAAGGAGCAGUCCCAGGUGAUCAAUCAAGCAAUGGCGGAGCUGGCAACCAUUCCCUAUCUACAGGACAUCAGUCAAGAGGAGACGGAAUUGCUGCAGUCACUAAUGGCAGAUGCUAUGGACACCCUUGAAGGAAGAAGAAACGAUAAAGAACGUGUGUGGAAUACAAUCCAAAAGGUUGGACGAAUUGAAGACUUCCUAUACCAAUUAGAGGAUAGUUUCUUAAAAACUAAAAAACUGAGAACCGCUAGAAGGCAAAAAACAAAACUGAAGCGGCUUCAAACUGUGCAGCAAAGCUAG